AUGACCGGCAUACCAUCUUUGAGAAUGCUUCUAGCACCUUCAAAGUGCAAAAACCAUGCUUCAAGACCGAUCGGGUGCCCCAAUGAUGAAAGCCUCUUACUGGACUGGAUCCAAGUAAACAGUCGCCUUUGGGUUGUGCGGUUGUCUGGCUCAAUUAGGAUCAACGCAGGUCGUCGCGGUACAUGUUGUGUAUUUGCCACAUCACCUAACGUCCCAGUAGACUGCACUUCUGAGACUGAGAAAGAUUUAUCACGACUGCUUCGAUCAGCAUGA
Molecule: messenger RNA, 273 nt
Organism: Opisthorchis viverrini
Lineage: Eukaryota; Metazoa; Platyhelminthes; Trematoda; Opisthorchiida; Opisthorchiidae
Exons: 2
Coding region: 1-273 (90 amino acids)
Source: RefSeq, a predicted model, not a curated record